Trematomus bernacchii (emerald rockcod) is the source of this 2410-nucleotide messenger RNA. Its product is annotated as biliverdin reductase A-like. Gene Ontology annotation, molecular function: biliverdin reductase [NAD(P)H] activity; nucleotide binding; zinc ion binding. Lineage: Eukaryota; Metazoa; Chordata; Actinopteri; Perciformes; Nototheniidae. Gene Ontology annotation, biological process: heme catabolic process. The record is from RefSeq and is a predicted model, not a curated record. The transcript has a single exon. Bases 138 to 1007 code for a protein of 289 amino acids.
CUUCCGGGCGCCUCACUCGAAGGCUGCUGAUAGCCGCUAGCUCUGUGUUACGUCACCUAUAACACUACUCACAACCAUAGCUCACAACAUUACGGCUACAUUUCUCCGUGUUGAUCACCAAAGGGCAGUGAACCAGCAUGUUUGGAGCGGUGGUUGUUGGCAUUGGCACAGCCGGUUGGGUGAGGAUCAGAGACAUGUUAGCUCCUCUGCCUGGCAGUCCUGCAGAGAAACUGAAUGUCAGAGCUUUCAUAUCCAGGAGAAAGCUGGACUCUCAGCAGGGAGUGAGUCAGGUGACCGCUGAAGAGGCUGUGAGCAGAGAGGACAUCCAGGUGGCGUUCAUCUGCACUGAGAAUGUGUUGCAUGAGGAAAACGUCAGAACUUUUCUGCAGGCAGGAAAACACGUGUGUGUGGAAUAUCCCAUGACCAUGAACUACAAAGCUGCUCUGGAGCUCUGGAACCUGGCCCAGGAAAAAGGAGUUAUUCUCCAUGAGGAACACAUUGAGCUGCUGACCGAAGACUUCAAAGAACUGAAGAGAGAGGUGGAGGGAAAGCUCCUGCAGGAAGGAACGCUUCAUUUUACCGGUGGAGCUCUGAAGCCUGGAUUUGGUUUCCCAGCAUUUAGUGGCAUUGCUCGCCUUACGUGGUUGGUUGAGUUGUUCGGUGAGCUGUCGGUAACUGCAGCAACUAUGGAGGAAGACUCUGGCAACAACUACAGCAAGAUGACUGCAAAGCUCUUAACGUCUGACGACAGACCUCUGAUGUGGAUUGAGGAGCGGGGGCCGGGCCUCCCUAGGGCCAAGAACAUCAACUUUCAAUUCGACUCGUGUACUCUGACCGAGGUUCCUCCUGCACCCAGAGGGGCAGUAGGCCUCUUCAUGCAGGACCUGAUCCACUUCUCUGCCAAGCUGGCAGGCCAAGUGAGUCCCGGAGAGCUCCACAGGGAGAAGAUCAGGAUCCUACACUGCCUGAGAUUAGCCGAGAAUAUACAACAAUUGUGCAAAAGAUAAAUGGGGACUCUCCUUUAUGAUCAUGCAAAAUCGUGUUAUUACAAUACGAUUUCUUUAAUCGAAUCACCAUACCCUUAAAUCGAAGUAUUACUUAGUUGUGUUAUUUCAUCAAAAUUCAUGUACAAUAUUGAAGUUAUUUACAGUUGAUUUAUUUUACCAGUAGAUGUCAGUGUUGACUUUUGUUUUUGUUUUGAGUUUUUACAAGGUAUAGCCUAUUUACUCCGUUGUAAAUAAAUGAUGCAUUUAGUAAAGCAAAACUUGACACAGAAAUGUAUAUUAUAACAUUAUAACAGUUCAGGAGUGUUCCUUAUAUCCUUUUUCUAACAUGCGACAUUUCAGAAGAAGACACGAGGGGAAGAAAAACUGCUUCAAAACGAAAAAUAAUUGAAUUGACAUUUAGGUUUAAGCAUCAUUUGUCAAUUUCCCAUUUAAAAAAAAAAAAGACCAAAACUGAGAGUGCAUUGAUGCUCAACAUAAGACGUGUUUGUUUAUAUCCAAAAAUAUGCACUUUUUCCCUUCUUCUUUAGUAAAUACCACAUUUACAAGUGUUUUGCUGUUUUAUAAUCACUAUAAAUUGAACUAUUUGAAUACUUCAGACUUCUAGGAACUGUCUCCAUGAUAAGAACAUCAUUAUUAACAAAAACAGGUCAAAAAUGACACAUUUCUGUCAUGAGUGGGAAACAAUGCGUCUCACACAGAAACAGGAAGUGAAAAAAUACCAGAAAAUUGACAAAAUGUUUUAGAUUUUAGUCUUUUUGGCGGUUGACAAAAAUUAAAUAAUUCCAGCUUCCUGAAUAGAUUGUCAGACACCUAAAGCGAGAGAGAGUGCGCACGAACAGACGCAAGUCAACUGAAAUUUGGUAAUUAUGGAGUGGUGCAGGAAUGAGCAUUUUUCCAACUUCCUGUUCGCUCGUCUGGAUGUUUUUUUAAAUGCGUUUGAAUGAAAGAUUAGCCGCCUUUAGCUUAGCAUUGGGGAUGUUAAGUCAUGUAAAUAUGCUGUAGUUCCUUUGUAGUGUCUAUCCUGCUGAACAAAACCUUUACGUAUCAUAAUGGUUGAGAUGCAAGGAACCAGGGAGAUGCUGGAUGUUAUUCUGGGAUGUUUUAGCUGAUGUAGGUGAAGAUGACUGACUGGAUGGGCAGCCUGCACACGGGACACAGCUUGUUCCUUUUCUUCAGCUUCCUGGCGCACACGUAGCAGGACAUCAGGGGUGUUUCUCAAUCGCGAGUAAAGCUGCUGCAGAGCCACUAUUUCAAGCAUACUACGUCAUCGAGUGCCGCCGAAGUACUGUUCCAAUCUCCAGCAUGCUUGGAAAUCUACUGAGCCCGGCAUACUCCGUUUGGAGAAAUAUCAAGGCUGCACAUGAGUAGACUCCGCGGUCUUAAAAUCCCCACAAUGCUUUGCG